GGUCUGCGGCGCAGGCGCAGUGCGGAUAAACAGGAAGCGGGCGGUAGGGGCUGAAGCACGGGAGGCUUAGGGAUUUCGGGAGGGUAGAGACUGGAGAACUAGGAUUAUUUGGGGGACAGCGGAGCGCCGAGAGAGGAAGAAGCAGCCUUGGCCAUCAGCCUCUGGCGUGUGAUUCCGGCUUCGCUCUCUCCGAUUAGGCUUAUACUUCCGUCCCCCCCAAUUUAGGCUGAAGCAGCGGCUGACAAAGGGCUCCAGCCGGGGCCGCCGCCCUUCGCAUCCGGGCAUCCGGGCCCCUGCGGUGAGGGAGGAGGCAGGGCGGCCGGGAGGGGGAGGAGCCGGAGGGGCGCGCGCCGGGAGCCAAAGCCCUCUCCGGGGCUCCAGGCCAGAGACCCGACGGCGGACGGAGGCCGCAGAGCACCCGCAGAGGUGGCGGCGGCCGGUGGUAGGAGGAUGGUGCAGAAGGAGAGCCAGGCGGCGCUGGAGGAGCGGGAGGGCGAGCUCGGUUCCAACCCGGCCGCUUCUUCCGGAACAUCGUUGGAGCCUCCGGCGGCUCCGGCCCCGGGAGAGGACAACCCAACCGGAGCCGGAGGCGCUGCCGCGGCCCGGGUGGCAGGAGGGGCUCGGAGGUUCCUGUGCGGCGUGGUAGAAGGAUUUUAUGGAAGACCUUGGGUAAUGGAACAGAGAAAAGAACUCUUUAGAAGGCUCCAGAAAUGGGAAUUAAAUACAUACUUGUAUGCCCCAAAAGAUGACUACAAACACAGAAUGUUUUGGCGUGAGAUGUAUUCAGUGGAGGAAGCUGAACAACUUAUGACUCUGAUCUCUGCUGCACGGGAAUAUGAAAUAGAGUUCAUCUAUGCUAUCUCACCUGGAUUGGAUAUCACUUUUUCUAACCCCAAAGAAGUAUCUACAUUGAAACGCAAAUUGGACCAGGUAUCUCAGUUUGGAUGCAGGUCAUUUGCUUUGCUUUUUGAUGAUAUUGACCAUAAUAUGUGUGCAGCAGAUAAAGAAGUCUUCAGUUCUUUUGCUCAUGCCCAAGUCUCCAUCACAAAUGAAAUUUAUCAGUAUCUAGGAGAGCCAGAAACUUUCCUCUUCUGUCCAACAGAAUACUGCGGCACAUUCUGUUACCCGAAUGUGUCUCAAUCUCCUUAUUUGAGGACUGUGGGUGAAAAGCUUCUGCCUGGAAUCGAGGUGCUUUGGACAGGUCCUAAAGUUGUUUCUAAAGAAAUUCCUGUGGAGUCUAUUGAAGAGGUUUCUAAGAUUAUUAAGAGAGCUCCAGUAAUCUGGGAUAACAUUCAUGCUAAUGAUUAUGAUCAGAAAAGGUUAUUUUUGGGCCCCUACAAAGGAAGGUCCACAGAACUCAUUCCACGGUUGAAAGGUGUAUUGACAAAUCCAAAUUGUGAAUUUGAAGCCAACUUUGUUGCUAUCCACACCCUCGCCACCUGGUACAAAUCAAACAUGAAUGGAGUGAGAAAAGAUGUAGUGAUGACUGAUAGCGAAGACAGUACUGUAUCGAUCCAGAUAAAGUUAGAAAAUGAAGGCAGUGAUGAAGAUAUUGAAACUGAUGUCCUCUACAGUCCUCAGAUGGCUCUCAAGCUAGCCCUGACAGAAUGGUUGCAGGACUUCGGUGUACCUCACCAGUAUAGCAGUAGGCAAGUUGCACACAGUGGAGCUAAAGCAAGUGUAGUUGAUGGCACGCCCUUGGUUGCAGCACCAUCUUUAAAUGCCACAACUGUGGUUACCACUGUUUACCAGGAGCCUAUUAUGAGCCAGGGAGCAGCUUUGAGUGGUGAACCUACAGCUCUGACCAAGGAAGAAGAAAAGAAACAGCCUGAUGAGGAACCCAUGGACAUGGUAGUAGAAAAACAGGAAGAAGCAGACCAAAAGAAUGACAAUCAAAUACUAACUGAAAUUGUUGAAGCUAAAAUGGCAGAGGAAUUGAAACCAAUGGAUACUGAUAAGGAGAGUAUAGCUGAAUCAAAAUCCCCAGAGAUGUCUAUGCAAGAAGAUUGCAUUAGUGAUGUUGCACCUAUGCAGACUGAUGAGCAAACAAACAAGGAGCAGUUUGUACCAGGGCCCAAUGAAAAGCCUUUGUAUACUGCAGAACCAGUGACUCUAGAGGAUUUGCAGUUACUUGCUGAUUUGUUCUAUCUUCCUUAUGAGCAUGGACCCAAAGGAGCACAGAUGCUCCGGGAAUUCCAGUGGCUUCGAGCAAAUAGCAGUGUUGUCAGUGUCAAUUGCAAAGGAAAAGACUCUGAAAAAAUUGAAGAAUGGCGGUCACGAGCAGCCAAGUUUGAGGAGAUGUGUGGACUAGUGAUGGGGAUGUUCACUCGGCUCUCCAAUUGUGCCAACAGGACAAUCCUUUAUGACAUGUAUUCCUAUGUUUGGGAUAUCAAGAGUAUAAUGUCUAUGGUGAAGUCUUUUGUACAGUGGUUAGGGUGUCGUAGUCAUUCUUCAGCACAGUUCUUAAUUGGAGACCAAGAACCCUGGGCCUUUAGAGGUGGUCUAGCAGGAGAGUUCCAGCGUUUGCUGCCAAUUGAUGGGGCAAAUGAUCUCUUUUUUCAGCCACCCCCACUGACUCCUACCUCCAAAGUUUAUACUAUCAGACCAUAUUUUCCUAAAGAUGAGGCUUCCGUGUACAAGAUUUGCAGAGAAAUGUAUGAUGACGGAGUGGGUUUACCUUUUCAAAGUCAGCCUGACCUUAUUGGAGACAAGUUAGUAGGCGGGCUGCUUUCCCUAAGUCUGGAUUAUUGUUUUGUCCUGGAAGAUGAAGAUGGCAUAUGUGGUUAUGCCUUGGGCACUGUAGAUGUGACCCCUUUUAUUAAAAAAUGUAAAAUUUCCUGGAUUCCCUUCAUGCAGGAGAAGUAUACCAAGCCAAAUGGUGAUAAAGAGCUCUCCGAGGCUGAGAAAAUAAUGUUGAGUUUCCAUGAAGAACAGGAAGUACUGCCAGAAACUUUCCUUGCCAACUUUCCUUCUUUGAUAAAGAUGGAUAUUCACAAAAAAGUAACUGACCCAAGUGUGGCCAAAAGCAUGAUGGCGUGUCUUCUAUCUUCACUAAAGGCUAAUGGCUCUCGAGGGGCUUUCUGUGAAGUGAGACCAGAUGAUAAAAGAAUCCUGGAAUUUUACAGCAAGCUAGGCUGUUUUGAAAUUGCAAAAAUGGAAGGCUUUCCAAAAGAUGUGGUUAUACUUGGCCGCAGCCUGUGACAUUUGUCGGCGGCACUGGGAGCUGUUCAAAGUCCUUCACCCCCACCUUGUGAUUGAUGGUUGGGGUCGUCAUAACAGUUCAUCUUCCCGAGUGGCAACAAAUCAGCCAUUUGAAUUGAAAACAAAGAAAACUACACACUUUCAGACUACUCACUGGUUGGAAGAAGAUAGUAUUGCGCAAAUCCUGUGUGAAAUGGAUGUUGGGCCCUCUUUUGGGUCUUGGGUCUUGUUAGGUGCCAGGACCUCUUCCAUGGGAAUAUAGGGAAAAGGGUCUUCAAUAAAUGUAGUCAGCACUACUUUCUGCAUCCAGUGUGGUUGCAUUUCUCACCUAACAGUAAUCAGAGUCACUUUGUCAUUCUUUGGAGACAUGGCAGUGAUGAAAAAGAUUCAGUAGGUUUCAGAGGCUUCAGGGUGGAAUUUCCAGGUAAGAUGGUUGUGGCAUUACUUUUUAGUUUGGGCAGGUUCUCUGCUUGCUUUUUUUUUUUUUUUUUUUUGUAAGUCAUGGCCAAUUACCUUUCUGUAGUGACCAUUGGUUCAAGCAUGUUGUGCUUUGUAGGGACAAAUGUGCAGUUGUUGGUGGCGAAAGCCUCAAAUCAACAAACUUGUAGAUUUAUUUGUAUAUAAAUCAGUUGUAGUAGGACUAUCCUUUCAGUUUACGGUGUUGAAAUAUUUUUUCCUUUCAGAAAUGAAAGGUGUUGGUUUAGAAUGGCACUUUGAAUAAUAUUAAUCAGUGGAAGGUAGAUUUUCUUUUUGUCUUUUUUAUAUGCUCCUAAUAAGCUUUAUUUUUAAAAGUGCCUCCCAUAUAGGGAUAGGCCAUGACCAUUUUGGGUAUGAGAGCCUAACUUCAUAGGAUGCUUAUCUGUUGCAAAGUUCUUUCACUUCUGAAAAUUAACAGAUCAGCUUGUGAAAUGUUACUUUUGACAUCUUUGUCGGGAGGGUAAGGGGACUGGGUAGUCUCAUUUGCCCUUUGAUCAGUUGUCAUUUGAUGUCAAUUACUACUGGUUUAACUGAAUCAGUCUUUAAUUCUUGCAUGUUUGUAUUUAAUUUUUAAAUGAAGAAAUGAGUACACCUUAACCAAUGAUUUAUGGUUACCCUUUUUCCUUUAAUCACAGAUUUUGAAAGCUUCAUGUAUUUUAAUUUUGCUUGGUGUUUUUAAGGGGUUUUGAGCUUGAGGCUGGCAGGUAUUCUCCAGGAUUCGUUUUCUUCAUCAUGGUUGGCUUUGGCCUAGAUUCUUAACAGUAGUUUGUUCCCUGCAGUUUUACAUCAGCUGACAUGAGAGGGUCAAAGAAGAAAACUUGGUUUUCCUUUACACAGUUCCACUAGUCUUUGAGUCUUUAAACAUGGUAUCUAAAGGAUGGGCUGAGUGAGGAGCAGGAUGGAGCUGCUUUUUUAGGGUUAAACUUUUGAACUGUAUAGGAGGAUGUAGUGUGUUGGAAAGUUGAAAACAAGUUUGCAUUUUUGAGGGCUGAAGUGAAGGAUCCCUACUAGGUGUUUUAAGACAAGUGAAUGUUACUUGGUUUUCUUUGAAUACAUUGCAGGCAGUAGAGGACAAUUUAUAGCAUUUUAUCUUAAGGAAUCAGGGUUUUUAUACAAGUUGCUUUUGAUUUUUAUCUUGUCUAUUAACCAUUUUGGCUGAUUGGUCACACAUCUAAAUGUGAAACAGGUCUGUACCCUCAUCAUUCUUGGAUUGUAAAGUGCUAUGCUAUCUUCCAUGGUUAUGAAUAUUUAUUACGGUUGGAAUGACAUUUCAUUGUUUAGAUCACAACUCAGUUCCUGUAGAUAAUGAGCUGUAAAAUUAUCUGAAGAUCAUGCAAGAGGCAAAAAUAAAACUUGAAGUGAACCAG
This is a messenger RNA of Perognathus longimembris pacificus (Pacific pocket mouse), 5045 nucleotides long. RefSeq names its product O-GlcNAcase (gene Oga). Gene Ontology annotation, biological process: glycoprotein metabolic process. The transcript has 16 exons. Gene Ontology annotation, molecular function: beta-N-acetylglucosaminidase activity. The coding region runs from base 451 to 3201 and encodes 916 amino acids. The record is from RefSeq and is a predicted model, not a curated record. Lineage: Eukaryota; Metazoa; Chordata; Mammalia; Rodentia; Heteromyidae.